AUGUUUGAAAUGUCUUUUCAGUCCCCGAAAUCUUGGAUUGAAGAGGUCUUCAGUAAAAGAGAAUGUGCACACAUCAUUCCUAGUUCCAAAGAUCCUCACAGGUGUCCUGCAGGAUGCCAGGUGUGCCAGAAUUUAAUCAGAUGUUGCUGUGGACGGCUGAUUGGAGAUCACCCAGAAGUAGACUGUAGCUGGCCUGUUUAUCAGACUGCCCCACAGAAAGAUUCUGGAGAAUGGUCUGUGCAAAAACACACGAAGAUGAGUCCGACAGAUGCAUUUGGUACAAUCAAUUUUCAGGAUGGAGAUCACACUUACCAUGCCAAGUAUAUUAGACUUUCUUAUGAUAGUAAUUUGGAUCAGCUGUUGCACCUCAUGGUUAAAGAAUGGCAGAUGGAGUUGCCAAAGCUAGUGAUCUCUGUUCAUGGAGGCAUUCAAAAUUUCAAGCUUCCCUCAAAGGUCAAGCAGGUUUUCAGCAAGGGAUUGGUAAAGGCUGCUGAGACUACAGGAGCAUGGAUAAUUACAGAAGGCAUCAACAGCGGAGUGUCCAGGCAUGUGGGCGAUGCACUGAAAGGCCGUGCUUCACCACACCUGAGAAAGAUCUGUGCUGUUGGAAUUCCUCCAUGGGGUAUCAUUGAAAACCAGAGGGAUCUCAUUGGAAAAGAUGUAGUUUGCCUGUACCAGACUCUUGGUAAUCCACUCAGCAAGCUAAGUACCCUCAACAGCAUGCAUUCUCAUUUUCUAAUGGCAGAUGAUGGGACAGUAGGCAAGUAUGGGAAUGAAAUGAUGCUCAGGAGGAAUUUGGAGAAGUACAUAUCACUUCAAAAAAUACACACAAGAAUGGGCCAAGGUGUACCUGUAGUUGGGCUGGUGGUGGAAGGAGGCCCCAAUGUGAUCCUAAUGGUGUGGGAGUACGUGAGGGCCAGCCCAGCUGUCCCUGUGGUGGUCUAUGACGGCACUGGCAGAGCUGCAGAUAUUCUGGCUUUUACCCACAAACACACGGGUGAUACAGGGGAGCUGCAACCUCAAGUGAAGGAGGAAGUCUUAGUGAUGAUUCAAAACACAUUUAGCUUGGGACAGAAGCAGUCCAGUCAUCUAUUUCAUGUUUUGAUGGAAUGCAUGGAGCACAGAGAGUCUAUAACCAUAUUUGAUGCGGAGUCAGAAGAUCAGCAGGACAUUGAUUUGACAAUUCUGACUGCACUCUUGAAAGGUACAAGUAUGCCUGCUUCAGAUCAGCUAGAUUUGGCAUUGGCCUGGAACCAGCUAGAUAUUGCCAAGAAACACAUACUGGUUUAUGGACAGCACUGGAAGGUUGGUGCCUUGGAAGAGGCAAUGCUUGAUGCUUUAGUGAUGGACCGUGUAGAUUUUGUGAAGCUGUUAAUAGAGCAUGGAGUGAACAUGCACCGUUUUCUUACCAUAUCUCGUUUAGAAGAACUCUACAAUACAAAACAAGGACCAUCAAAUCUACUUUUGCAUCACCUAGUUCGAGAUGUGAAACAGAAUACCCUUUCCUUGGAUUACAAGAUAUCACUGAUUGAUAUUGGGCUGGUGAUAGAGUACCUCCUUGGUGGAGCUUAUCGGAGCAGCUACACAAGGAAGCACUUCCGAAUUCUCUACAAUGAUCUCUACAGAAAACACAAGAGCUUGUCUCAUUCCCUUCAUCAGAGUAAUCAGACAGGUAGCAAAAUGGGAUCUGCUGAAAGUACUUUGCAUUCUCAAUUCUUCAGAACAGCACAACCUUACAAGUACAAGAUUUUUUUUUUUUUUUUUUUUUUUUCCACUGCUUUCCAUAAGUGUAAGAAGAAAUCAAAAGAGGAUAUAAACUUUGCGGAGAACUAUGAGUCAUCUGGCUUUGUCUACCCCUAUAAUGACCUCCUGGUUUGGGCAGUAUUAAUGAAAAGGCAGAAGAUGGCAAUGUUCUUCUGGCAGCAUGGAGAGGAAGCCAUGGUCAAAGCUGUUGUGGCCUGUAAACUCUACAGGGCGAUGGCACAUGAAGCUAAACAGAGCAACAUGGUGGAUGACACUUCAGAAGAACUCAAGAAGUACUCAAAGGAAUUUGGGCAGCUUGCCUUAGAUGUGCUAGAGAAAGCAUUCAAACAAAAUGAGCAGAUGGCCAUGAAGUUGCUGACUUAUGAACUGAAAAACUGGAGCAACUCAACUUGCUUAAAACUAGCAGUGUCUGUGGGGCUGCGGCCUUUUGUAUCCCAUACUUGCACGCAGAUGCUGCUGACUGAUAUGUGGAUGGGACGCCUGAAGAUGCGGAAGAACUCCUGGUUUAAGGUCAUUGUGAGUAUUCUCCUGCCUCCCACCAUCUUGAUGCUGGAGUUUAAAAGCAAGGCAGAAAUGUCUCAUGUGCCUCAGUCUCAAGAUUUCCACCAGUUCACAUGGUACCAUGGUGAUGAGAGCCCAACCAGCUCUAAAGAUGCCUUGUCUCUGAAGGAUUAUGAUGUGGAGAAGAUUGCUCAGAAAUCUGAUGAAAGCCGAGUAGACGGUGGACAAGGCAACCUGCCUGGCACUAGAAAAAUCUAUGAGUUCUACAACGCACCAAUUGUCAAGUUCUGGUUUCACACGAUGGCAUACAUGGCAUUUCUCAUGCUCUUCACUUACACUGUGUUGGUGAAGAUGGAACCAAGACCGAGUGUGCAAGAGUGGCUUGUUAUCAUUUAUAUUUUCAGCACUGCUGUUGAAAAAGUCAGGGAGGUGUUUAUCUCAGAACCUGGAAAAUUCUGCCAAAAAGUGAAGGUGUGGAUUUAUGAAUACUGGAAUUUUACUGAUUCUAUAGCUAUCAUCCUGUUUAUGAUUGGUUUUGGCUUGCGCUGGUCUGAUCCCCCUGUUCAAACUGCAGGGAGGCUACUUUACUGCUUGGAUAUAAUAUUUUGGUAUGCUCGGCUCCUGGAUCUUUUUGCUGUGAAUCAGCAUGCUGGCCCAUACCUGACAAUGAUUGGGAAAAUGACAGCAAACAUGUUCUAUAUUGUGGUCAUGAUGGCCAUAGUCCUGUUGAGUUUUGGAGUGUCACGAAAGGCAAUCCUUUCACCAGAAGAGCCUCCUUCUUGGACUCUGGCACGAGAUAUUGUAUUUCAGCCUUACUGGAUGAUGUUUGGUGAGGUGUAUGCUGGAGAAAUAGAUGUCUGUGAAACCAAUGAAGACUGUCCUCCUGGCUCCUUCCUCACGCCAUUCCUCCAAGCUGUCUACCUCUUUGUGCAGUACAUCAUAAUGGUCAAUUUGCUUAUUGCUUUCUUUAAUAAUGUUUAUUAUGAUUUGAAAGCCAUAUCGAACAAGCUCUGGAAGUACAACCGGUACCGCUACAUUAUGACCUAUCAUGAGAAGCCAUGGCUGCCUCCACCUUUCAUCCUCCUGAGCCACAUUGGACUUCUGAUAAACCGCAUCUUCCACCAUCAGCCUCCAAAUGAGUUGGAUCAAGAGGAAGGCGACGUUGGACUAAAGCUGUACCUGAGUGACGAGGAGUUAAAGAAGCUCCAUGACUUUGAGGAACAGUGUGUGGAAAAGUAUUUUCAUGAGAAGAAUGAAAGCCUGAGUUCCAGUGACAGUGAAAGGAUCCGUCUGACAACAGAAAGAGUGGAGGAAAUGUUUCUACAGCUUAAAGAAGUACAUGAGAAGGUCUUUUAUAUCAAGGAGUCUUUACUCUCCCUGGACAGCCAGCUAGGACAUUUGCAAGACCUGUCUGCCUUGACAGUGGACAUCCUGAAAGUGCUUUCAGCUGUAGACACCUUGCAAGUGAAAGAAGCCUUACUGGCUGACACAAAACAUCGAACUGAUAAGAAGCUGCCCCAUAGCUGGAGCAAUGUGCUCUAUUCCAAGACCUUGAGCAGCCUGGAGUGUUUGUAUGACAAGAAAUACCACUAUUACAGCAUGCCCCCCUCCCUCUUACGGAGCUUAGUAAGGAGUCAGUGGCCAUCAGAGUGCAAAGAUCAUGUAUUGAGGACCGAGAGUAGCAAGGUGGUAGAAGACAGCUCUCGAAAAAUAGAAAUAGAAAGUGACACACUCACUUCGGGAGUAUCCUCUGAGACUAAGUCAACCCCUAGAUAUGGACAAUUUUUGCUGGUGCCUCCUGACCAUCAGGGAGGGUCUUUCUCUGAGGAUGUCACUUUAAAUUUGUCCUUUUUGAGCACUCCUGCCAAGAAGAGGGACAAUGUGUUCAGAGAUGAACUGCAAAGUAGCAUUGCGGUGAAGCAAAACUUGGGGAAUGUCAGUCUCGUUGGAAAGGAGCCAGAAGAUUAUCAGUGGAGGAAGAGAGACUUUGUUAUUAAUUUGCCAUCACAAAAGACUAAUCCCAUAGAGGCUGCUCUUGGUCUCCAGUCAUCGCUAGGUAUUGAAGGGAGUGCAACAUCCUCCUGCAAUGAGAGAGAAGAAACUGAAGGUGGUUAUGUCAACUGGGGAUUCUCUGAAGGUGAUGAAAAAGGUCUUUUUGGCUCAGAAUCAAGGAAGGUGUCCCUAUGCAUACAUUCCACCAAUAACAGUGACUGCAAUUGCACAGUUAGUCCUCCCGAGCAUGUGCAUAUAGAAGAAUCAAAGUCCUCCUACAGCUCUGACAGGUCACGUCACAGCAGCAUCAUCUCUCGGAGCAAACUGAAACGCAGCACCUCCUUCUGGAUCAGCCCACUCUGGAGGGACUGGGGUUUCUGCAGGAACAACAGCUUACAGUCCUCUAAGAAAGAGAAAAGAGGGAAAAGCUUCAAGGCCGUAGGGGAGUCUUUACCAUCCACUGAGCUACACGACAGUGAGGCAACAAAAGCAAACUCACAAAACAGAGACAGAAAGUCUGGGAGAGGAAAGAAGAAUCAAAAACCCCUUCAGGUGCCGGUGAUUAGAGUGGAUGAUUGUCCUCAGAACACCCAAGUGAGCUCAGAGCCUGCAGAGAUCAAUGUCUGGGAUGAGCAAGACAAACACAGCAAGAACUGGCUCACUGUGUCUAAUUUCAGUCAGCUAAGUUUGGAACAUCUCAGUUACAUGCACCAGAAAAUGAAAAACCAAGACAUCGGUAGGCAUACGAUACCAUUCUGUGAUUACCUGAGGCAUUCUCGAGAGGAUUUGAGUAAUAGCAUAUUUGGAACCAAGAAAAGUAAUCUGAACAGGAACACCUUGUUGAGAGCUUCAGAGGAAACUGAUAAUAUCUUCACCUGCUUGAAAACAUCUCAAGAUCUGCAUCAUCACUACUCAGGUGCUUCUGAGCCUGACGAGACAGGCAGUGAGGGCAACUGGGGCCAAUACGUUUCAUUGGCGCUGUCUGUUGAAAGAAACAACUUAAUGAGACUUGCUCAGACCAUACCGUUUACACCUGUCCAGCUCUUUGCUGGAGAGGAAGUGACGGUCUAUCGAUUAGAAGAAAGUUCACCUAUGAACCUUGAUAAAAGCAUGUCUUCCUGGUCCCAGCGUGGUAUGGCUGCAAUGAUCCAAGUCUUGUCACAGGAGGAGAUGGAUGGGGGUCUGCGGAGGGCCAUGAAGGUCAUUUGUACUUGGUCUGAGAAUGAUAUAUUAAAGCUGGGACAAGUAUUUAUUGUGAAGUCUUUUCUGCCAGAGGUGGUUCAGACUUGGCAAAAGAUCUUUCAUGAUGGCACGGUGUUACAUCUCUGCCUGAGGGAGAUACAACAGCAAAGGGCUGCCCAGAAAUUAAUCUAUACCUUCAAUCAAGUGAAGCCUCAUACUAUUCCCUAUACUCCAAGAUUCCUGGAAGUUUUCCUCAUCUACUGCCAUUCGGCAAACCAAUGGCUGACCAUUGAGAAGUACAUGACUGGUGAGUUUCGGAAAUACAACAACAACAAUGGAGACGAGAUUACUCCCAGCAGUUUGCUGGAAGAACUAAUGCUGGCCUUCUCUCACUGGACCUACGUGUACACUCACGGAGAGCUUCUUGUCCUGGAUUUGCAAGGUGUUGGGGAAAACCUCACAGAUCCAUCUGUGAUUAAACCUGAAGACAAAAAAUCUGGAAAGAUGGUAUUUGGACCAGCAAACCUCGGAGAAGGUGCAAUAAGAAACUUCAUCGCAAAGCAUCGUUGUAACUCUUGCUGCAGGAGGCUGAAACUUCCUGAUUUGAGAAGAGGUGACUACGCGCUGGAAAGGGUUGGUCCAGCCUUCGAAAUAGAAACAGAGACAAGCGUCAGAGGAGCUGAUGAUGCAGAUGAGCCUGUGGAGUAUGACACACGGCUGUGAAGCAGUGGCUGUGAGCAGAGCCCAUGUGUUUAUGUGCUCAAGAACCUGUCCCUUGUCACUGCCAUGGGUCAGGCCAAAAGAACAAAACUCAAGUGUCUGAGUGCAGCAUCUGUCUGCCCUUGACAGACCCUGUAGGCAAGGAAUGGAAAAAAAAAAAAUCUUUAUUUAGUCCCCUUCCAUGCUUUUUGUGCUGGUCUUUCUCAUACAGCUCAGUGAAUUCCCAGGAUCAGGUCACCCCUUAGCUGGAUGAACUGUCCCAUCAGUGACUUUUUAAUGUGGAUUAUCAUUCCAAACUGCUUUUUUAGGAAAAUUACCCUGACAAGCAUAUUUCCAAGGGGUAGUGAUCUGAUGUUUUUCUCUCUGCUCUUUAAUAAAUACUUGAGUGUUUACAUGCAUGCAAAUCAUUAAUUUUCAGAGACAGAGCUCCUGCUCACUUUUCCCUGGGCAUAGGAGGCUCUCCAGGAAAUUGCAGAAACGUUAUUUUCUCUUUAUUGUUGAUCUUGAUGCAGAGACAAACCAAGAAUGUAUGAGGAAUGAAUUGGUGUUUUAAACAAUAGUCACUGAUAUAGCAGGUAGGUGGAAAAAUUUAAUGGGAGCUUCACCUUGAAUUCUUUUAACAUAUCAAGAACAAGUUGAACAAUGAAGGGUUAGAUUAUCGGACACACAAGCAUCAUUGACCUUUCUCAUUCUAAGUUGAUGAAAUCGAUGAAUUUAUGAUCUUUAAUAUAAACAAAGAAUCACCUUGUACAUGAUUCAACUUUUAACCAGGACCUGCCUGCCUUUAUAAUAUUUUAGUUUCAGAAUGUUUUAAAGUUGUAACUGGCAACAAAGGUUUUCAAAGUCACUAAGAAUUAUAUGUUCCAUUUGGUAUUUAACUUCUUGUUGUCAGUGUCAGACUGUACAUAGGACUAACAGUGGUGCAAUUACAUGUAUGCAUUUGCAGCAUCAGCAUGCAUUUCUUUUGAUGUCAUCUGAUCUCAAUAGAAGUUCACAAAACACAAAAAUCUAUUAUGUGCAAUAUGAUUUUUGUAGAAUAAAGAUUGAAAUGAAGUGCUCAGCAGAAAUAUCUCUAA
Messenger RNA from Athene cunicularia (burrowing owl), 7235 nucleotides. It is a transcript of the gene TRPM6, whose product is annotated as transient receptor potential cation channel subfamily M member 6. Gene Ontology annotation, biological process: protein tetramerization; monoatomic cation transmembrane transport; protein phosphorylation. The record is from RefSeq and is a predicted model, not a curated record. Gene Ontology annotation, cellular component: apical plasma membrane. The coding region runs from base 1 to 6162 and encodes 2053 amino acids. NCBI's taxonomy places the organism in Eukaryota, Metazoa, Chordata, Aves, Strigiformes, Strigidae. Gene Ontology annotation, molecular function: ATP binding; protein serine/threonine kinase activity; monoatomic cation channel activity. The transcript is spliced from 39 exons.